AUUGGAUGAACCAGAUGAUCUCAAGUCUCAAAUUAAGUCUCAAUUGUUUCCUUAGUUGUUUGAUUAGUAUUAUCAACAUUUCUGUUUCUCAACCAUCAUGAGUUUCAUGCAAAAAUUGAAGUUGAAAAACAUUCCCACGUGUAACAAACAGUUCAUUUUCUUAGGCGUUAAAGAAGACAAACGAAUCGAUGGGCGAAGCUCAAAAGAUUUUCGUAAAUUAUCUAUUGAAUUCGGAUUAGACUAUGGAUCAUCUGUUGUCAACCUUGGCGAUACACGUGUUAUGUGUAACAUUGGCUAUCAAAUUGCAGAGCCAAAGGCAACUAAAAGUUGUGAAGGAUUUUUGAACAUUAAGGUUGAUUUAGCUGCUACGAUGGCUCAUUCUCAUGAGAAAUCUGUGGAAAUCAUGAAAAUAGUUGAAAAGAAUAUAAAAGAAUCUAGAUGUCUAGAUCUGGAAUCCUUGUGUCUGAUCUCUGGGGAAAAAGUCUAUUUGUUAGAAGCAGAUUUAAUUGUCAUGAACGAUGAAGGAAAUCUCCCUGAAUGCUGUUCCAUUGCUAUUCUGGCCUCUUUGUCGCACUUCAAAAGACCCGAUGUUUCAGUCAUUGAUGAUAAAAUCAAAGUUCAUUCGUUUACUGACCGUCAUCCGAUUCCAAUCAACAUUCUCCAUUAUCCUUUUUGCACAAGCUUCACGUUUUUCGAGUACUUUAAAUUUGUUUGUGAUCCAACACAAGCGGAAGAACAAGUUUCCGAUGGACAUUUGAUUGUUGGAGCAAAUAAUUACAGAGAAAUAACAACAAUUCACAUUUCAGGCAAAUCGUCGAUCAACAAAGAUAUUGUCAUUAAGUGUUGCCAAUUAGCAAUUGAAAGGAGUAAAUAUUUAACCAAUUUCGUGAAAGAUGCUGUCGAAAGAGAUUUAGCUCAAAGAAAUAGUGGAAUCGGUUUGAGAAAUUUGAUUAACUCCUGAAAACUGAAUUGAUUUGAAAAUAAACAAAAAAUUAUAAUGUCAA
Molecule: messenger RNA, 1004 nt
Organism: Panonychus citri (citrus red mite)
Lineage: Eukaryota; Metazoa; Arthropoda; Arachnida; Trombidiformes; Tetranychidae
Product: exosome complex component RRP45-like
Exons: 2
Coding region: 98-961 (287 amino acids)
Biological process (GO): U5 snRNA 3'-end processing; U4 snRNA 3'-end processing; nuclear mRNA surveillance
Cellular component (GO): nuclear exosome (RNase complex); cytoplasmic exosome (RNase complex)
Source: RefSeq, a predicted model, not a curated record